Dama dama (fallow deer) is the source of this 2480-nucleotide messenger RNA. It is a transcript of the gene UPF3A, whose product is annotated as UPF3A regulator of nonsense mediated mRNA decay. Gene Ontology annotation, biological process: positive regulation of translation; nuclear-transcribed mRNA catabolic process, nonsense-mediated decay. Bases 75 to 1724 code for a protein of 549 amino acids. Gene Ontology annotation, molecular function: telomeric repeat DNA binding. The record is from RefSeq and is a predicted model, not a curated record. NCBI's taxonomy places the organism in Eukaryota, Metazoa, Chordata, Mammalia, Artiodactyla, Cervidae. Gene Ontology annotation, cellular component: cytoplasm; nucleolus. The transcript has 11 exons.
ACGGCAGGGGCGGCCCAGUUCUCGCGAGGCUUCCGCUCUGACGGGAAGCGGCGGCAGCGCCGCGUGGGGUACGGAUGCGCUCGGAGGAUGGAGCCGGGGGCCCCGGUGUGGCCGUUGCUACGCGGGGUCCGAGCGGGAGGGAGAAACCAUCAUCCGCAGAAAGCCAGUUCCGCCGGGAGUCUCCGCGGCGGGAGGCCGAAGCGCCGCUGGCCUCCUUCUCCAGCUGUGGGAGCGGCGCAGGCAAACCUCGCGAGGAAAAGAGGACGGUCUUGAGCAAAGUGGUCAUCCGGCGGCUUCCCCCCAGCCUCACCAAGGAGCAGCUGGAACAGCAGCUGCACCCGCUGCCUGCACACGAUUACUUCGAGUUCUUUACUGCUGAUGUCAGUCUUUAUCCUCAUCUCUACUCAAGAGCAUACAUUAACUUUAGAAAUCCAGAUGACAUCCUUCUUUUUAGAGAUCGUUUUGAUGGAUAUAUCUUCAUUGAUAGUAAAGGGCUAGAAUAUCCUGCAGUGGUAGAAUUUGCUCCAUUCCAGAAGAUAGCGAAAAAGAAGCUAAAGAAAAAAGAUGCCAAAACCGGAAGCAUUGAAGAUGACCCAGAGUAUAAGAAAUUUUUAGAAACUUACUGUGUGGAGGAGGAGAAAACUAGUGCCAGUCCUGAAACUCUUCUGGGAGACAUAGAGGCAAAGACACGAGAACUUAUUGGUCUCAGCCCUGCAGCAGCUGACAAGUCCAGAACCUCCACAGUGCAGAGCAGAGUCCUCACUCAUUUCCAGCCGUGCCUCCACCCCAUGGAUACCAAAAUCUCUAGAAGAACCACACCUCUCUUGGAAUAUAUUAAAAACAGAAAAUUAGAGAAGCAGCGAAUUCGAGAAGAAAAACGAGAGGAGCGGAGGAGGAGGGAGCUGGAAAAGAAGCGCCUACGGGAAGAAGAGAAGCGGCGGCGGCGGGAGGAGGAGAAGUGCAGGAGGAAAGCAGCAGAAAAGCAGAAGAAAACGGCGGCUGAGAAGGAAGUAAGGAUGAAGCUUCUCAAAAAACCAGAAAAGGGAGAGGAGCCGAGCACUGAGAAACCAAAAGAAAGAGCGGAGGAGAUCGACCCUGGAGAUGGGAGGUGGGAGCCCUGUCCCAGUGGGACGGUCCUGAAGCCCAAGCCCUCGGGGGGCUCGCUGGAGGAGCUCUGGGAGAGGUCACAAAAUGACAGUGAUAAAGAGCAAAGGGAUAAGGAGAGAAGAUCCCGAGAAAAAGAACUUGAAGCACAACGAUGCCACUCGGAUGACAGCAGGAAACACAGAGCCCACUGUGAGCUGGAGAAAUGUGCAGGAAGAAGCGGAGAAGAGCUGGCGUGGGGGAAAGGACUGGCCGCAGACAGAGGGAGGAAAGGAAGCCAGGACGGUGGCUGCCCUGCGGAAGCGGCCGAGAGGCUGGGAAGGGAGAAGAGCGAAGACUGGCCAGCACCCAGAAAGGAGCGCAUGGGAAACAAGGACCGGUCAGGCUUGCAGCUGUACCAGCCCAGAUCGCGCAUCCAAGCCCGUGACUGUGAUGGAAGACACCCCGAGGAGGGCCGCAACGGGAGGAGGGGUGAGGUGGAAGACUCAACGGUGGCUUUAGCUGAGAAGAGUGAAGAGGUGGUGUGGGGCGACAUGCAUGUUGGUGAUGUGGGUCGGGGCUCCCCACCUCAACACUCUGUGGAUUUGAGAGGGCGUUCCUUCCGGAAGUGUAUAAAUUAGCCUGGGAUAAAACCUGCACACUGAAUUUACUCCUAGUGAAGAAAUGAGAAACCAGAACUAUAAAGGUGGCAUAGAAAUACAAGAAACCGUUCUUAAGUAAUCUUUUAAAACUUUGAACAGAGUUACAGAUUUUACCAUUUCUGUUAUAAACUGGUAUAUAUAAUUUAACCAGAACCAAAAGAAAAUUAGUAUUGUGUGAAUUCUGAAGCACUUUCAACAUGUUGUAGGAAUACCGUGGACUUUGAGUUUUACGCAUUCAUGAGUAAAUGGUCUGUAUCUCGUGCCUUUUUUGGUUUUCUGUGAGCUGUAGUUUCUUGGAAGUGAGCAGCUCUCAUUCCUUGUAACUCUUGUAAUUCGGUCACUCAUGUACCUCCUUUCAUAAGAAUUCACUAAGGCUGUGGUGCUGUUGUCCCUCUGAUAGGAACUCUAACUCUGUAUAAAGCCCCAAAGGUCUAAUUGUUGCCCUUUUAACACUAUGGCCACUGAAUUAACAAAAACAGUUCCAGUCUUUUUGAUGGGGUGCUCAUGGUUUAUAACAUACAUGGCAUUAUUUUGAAAGAGGGAUAACUUAGGUAUGGCAUUGGGUAUUUUUCUCUUUGCAGCCUGAGGCAGUUGUAAAAUAACUUAAUGUAGCUUUUUGCAACUGUGUAUUCUAUAAUACUUUUUCUUUUGGUGAAAUUUUAAAUGUUAAUGUUUUUGGCAUUGUGCUCUUUGUACCAUUUAUUAAAUAAAAAUUUUAGUUGCUAUGAAUUUGAA